Molecule: messenger RNA, 877 nt
Organism: Phascolarctos cinereus (koala)
Lineage: Eukaryota; Metazoa; Chordata; Mammalia; Diprotodontia; Phascolarctidae
Product: U1 small nuclear ribonucleoprotein C
Biological process (GO): mRNA splicing, via spliceosome; spliceosomal snRNP assembly; mRNA 5'-splice site recognition
Cellular component (GO): U1 snRNP; nucleus
Molecular function (GO): zinc ion binding; pre-mRNA 5'-splice site binding
Source: RefSeq, a predicted model, not a curated record
CUAAGCUUAGAAAGCGCCGAAUUCGGGACCUGCGCAGUCAACUGCGAGCAAACGGAAGUCCAGGAGCCGUGGCCCUCUCCCUCCGAAGCGAGUGGGGCGCGUUUGCUGGCUCCUUCUCUCUCGGUUUCUGUCGCCUUCUCCCUCCCUCUCUUCCCCCUUCCCUCUCUCCCACUCUCCUCUUUUGCCCUCUCCCUCCGACGGUCGGCCAGGCGCUUCAGGCAGUCGGCGGCGGUGUGCCCUCGUCUUCUCGUUGCUGGGGUGCAGUCCGUCCUUUAGGAUCCCUGUUGAGUAUCUGUCUGAAAAGCUGGGUCCCAUUUUACCUGUCAGAUAAGCGCAUCCUGAAGUUAGUCUUAUAUGUGGACAACUUGUUAAGAGAUACAGUGAAGAAGGUGAGGAAGCCAGCCAGUCUGUUUGGAAGAUACCUGGGACAGAACAAGGCACAACUAAGUGUUUGACCAUCAUGCCCAAGUUUUACUGUGAUUACUGUGACACGUACCUCACUCAUGAUUCUCCAUCUGUGAGGAAGACACACUGCAGCGGGAGGAAGCAUAAAGAGAAUGUGAGAGACUAUUAUCAGAAAUGGAUGGAAGAGCAAGCCCAGAGUCUGAUUGAUAAAACAACCACUGCAUUUCAGCAAGGAAGAAUUCCUCCCAACCUGUUCUCUGCUCCUCCGCUAGGAGGGCCUAUGAUCCCACCUCCUCACCCUAGCAUGAUGGGGCCUCCCCCUCCUGGAAUGAUGCCUGUGGGGCCACCUCCUGGCAUGAGGAUGCCCAUGGGAGGCCACAUGCCUAUGAUGCCUGGCCCUCCAAUGAUGAGGCCCCUUCCUCAUCCCAUGAUGGUGCCCACCCGCCCAGCAAUGCCCAGACCAGACAGAUAA